Messenger RNA from Klebsormidium nitens, 2544 nucleotides. NCBI's taxonomy places the organism in Eukaryota, Viridiplantae, Streptophyta, Klebsormidiophyceae, Klebsormidiales, Klebsormidiaceae. The record is from the annotation of a GenBank genome assembly.
CGAGAAGGCUCGUAGGCGACUUCAAGCAGAAACGACGAGAAAAUCAAGGUCCUCUUCGAGAGGAGCUAUGACGGUUAGAAGAUUAACGCAUGGACGUGAGAGCUCGCUAGGAUAUUGCCAAACUUUUUGACUUGAUUUAGCACUGCAAGUUCAGCACUGGCCAAGUUGAUUGCAAAGUCAUUCAUUGAAUGAAUGAUAGGAAGUGAACUUCUUAUACUCAACCUGACUCCUGAGCCGUCCACUGCAACAUUUGCUGAACGUUUCAUCUGAACCGUCCAAUGUGUCCAACUGUAUUGCUAAAAUCUGCUUGUCCAAAAAGUUGCACUGCAGACUGCAGCAGUAGACCUCUACAGUUUCUUCUCCACCUUGAACUUUCAGAGCAAGCGGCAUAGGGGCGGCAUAGGUCUCAUUACAUAUCAAUUCAAUCUGGCGUAGAGUUGUUAGAAACGCUUCUAAGUUAGCAAAAAACGCAUCGUACAUUUGGUUUCACCAGGUGGCGCGUGUCUUCAACUUUCAGCUCCCAUCGUUGCUCCAAGGGAAUCCCUCUGUUCGCAGCAAUGAGCGCCAUGAUGCAACCCCAAAUCAUCCUCUUGAAAGAGGGGACUGAUACUUCGCAAGGCAAGGCUCAAUUGAUCAGCAACAUCAAUGCGUGCGUGGCCGUUGUGGAUGCGAUCCGUACGACGUUAGGGCCGCGGGGCAUGGAUAAGUUGGUCCAUGAUGACAAGGGGACCACAACCAUCUCCAAUGAUGGAGCCACAAUCAUGCGCCUUCUGGAAAUCGUUCACCCAGCUGCUAAGACGCUGGUCGAUAUAGCCAGGUCGCAAGAUUCUGAGGUGGGAGAUGGGACUACCACCGUGGUCUUGCUGGCAGGGGAGUUCUUGCGGGAGGCCAAGCCGUUCAUUGAGGACGGGGUGCACCCGCAGCUCAUCAUCCGCGCCUUCAGGACGGCUGCUCACCUGGCUGUUCUCAAGACAAAAGAGCUGGCCAUCAGCAUCGAGGGCAAGGACCGCGAGGACAGGAACCAGCUGCUGCAGAAGUGUGCAGCCACCACGCUGAACUCGAAACUGAUAGGGGGGGAGAAGGAGUUCUUCUCAAAGAUGGUGGUGGAUGCCGUUUCGAUGCUAGAUGAGGAUGUGCGGCUGAGCAUGAUUGGGGUCAAGAAGGUGCAAGGGGGCACCAUGCGCGACUCGUUCCUGGUGCAGGGGGUGGCGUUCAAGAAGACCUUCUCAUACGCAGGCUUUGAGCAGCAGCCCAAAAACUUUGAGGAUGCCAAGAUUCUGCUUUUGAACCUGGAGCUAGAGCUCAAGUCGGAAAAGGAGAAUGCGGAAGUCAGGUUAACUGACCCCGCUCAAUACCAGUCCAUAGUGGAUGCGGAGUGGAACAUCAUUUAUGACAAGCUGGAUAAGUGCGUCAAAAGUGGGGCCAAAGUCGUCCUGUCUCGUCUGGCCAUCGGAGACCUGGCAACACAGUACUUUGCGGACCGGGAUAUCUUCUGCGCGGGCCGCGUGGCGGAGGACGACCUGCAGCGGGUGGCGAGCGCGACGGGCGCGCAGGUGCAGACGACGGUGAACAACCUGGUGCCGGAAGUGCUCGGCUUCUGCCAGCACUUCGAGGAGCGCCAGGUCGGCAGCGAGCGCUUCAACAUCUUCACCGGCUGCACGCAGGCAAAGACCGCCACCAUCGUGCUCCGGGGAGGCGCGGAACAGUUCAUUGCGGAGGCUGAGCGCAGCCUUCACGAUGCAAUCAUGAUUGUGCGGCGCGCAAUCAAGAACCAGGCGGUGGUGCCAGGUGGGGGUGCGAUCGACAUGGAGGUCAGCCGGCACCUGCGCAACUACGCGCGCGGCAUAGCGGGCAAGGCGCAGCUCUUCAUCAACGCGUACGCAAAAGCAUUGGAGGUCAUUCCGCGCCAGCUGUGCGACAACGCGGGCUUCGAUGCGACCGACGUGCUCAACAAGCUCAGGCAGAAACACUCCCUACCCUCAGGCGAGGGGGCGCACUACGGGGUGGACAUCGACACGGGCGGGAUCACGGACACGUACGAGGCUUUCGUGUGGGAGCCGUCCGUGGUCAAGGUCAACGCGUUCAACGCAGCCACCGAGGCCGCCUGCCUCGUGCUCAGCGUGGAUGAAACCAUCAGGAACCCACGGUCGUCUCAACCUGGCGACGAUGGCAUGGCAGGAAUGCAAAUGCCGGGACGAGGCCGCGGAGGAGGCAUGCGUGGACGGGGGAGAGGGAUGCGGAGGCGUUAGGCAUGGUCGAAAAAUCAGACUGAGUACUGGCUAAAAUGGGCGAAGACGAUCUUCGAAGUAUGCCAUGAUGCAACUAAAUCACUUUUGGUGACCAAUGUGUCUCACAUUUCCUGCUUUCAACAUCAAAGCAUGUUACUGCUUCCGAAGUUUACCAAGAUCGACGAACUUGUUUGGUGGCUUGCAAGAAUCAACGAGUACGUGUGAAUCUUUCCUUUACACAAAUGAUUGCCGGCGAAAGCUUUCAGGCUGUAGGCGUACACGACGUCCUCCAGCCUGCGCUUCCUUGAAAUUGGGA